Molecule: messenger RNA, 1238 nt
Organism: Miniopterus natalensis
Lineage: Eukaryota; Metazoa; Chordata; Mammalia; Chiroptera; Miniopteridae
Source: RefSeq, a predicted model, not a curated record
UUUUGUGUUUCUUUUCUCUCUUUCGGCUCUAAAAGCAGAACUGGGCAGUGAGACAAUGAAAAAAGCAAACAAGAUAGUAGAAGGGGGAGCGAGAAAGGGAAACUUCAAUCCGAGAGGGACACAUCAAUUAGUUACCUCCCCCAAAAGCCCGACCAGCACCGGGAACCGAACCUGCCACCAAGAAUUCCCUUCUCCAACUUUGGACUCAAAAACAAAUGUAGUCAUGAAGGGUCAAAAUGUAUCUCUGAUUUGUUCCAACCAGAACAAAUCACUACAAAUCAUCUAUUCUUUGUUUCUGCAUGAGAAAUUCAUGAAAAUCCAGCAUAGCAAAGGGGAACCCGUGAUUUUUAACCUAAGCAUCUCAGAAGCCCAUAAUUUGGGGCCCUACCAAUGCAAAGCCGAAGUUUCCAGAUGUUCUAAAUACAGUCAUAAGUUCAACUUCACACUUGCAGACCCAGUGAUCACUCCCAUGCUGAACGUUACUGUCAUUAAAAACCAGACAAACAGUUAUGUAACACUGCGUUGCAUUUCAUUCAACGGCUCUCUGCCCAUCAAUUACACUUUCUUUGAAAAAGACAUCGCCCUGUCACCAGCUAUUUCCAAGCAUGUAAGGGAGCCUGCUGAGCUUAAUGUAACGAAGAAGAAUACUGGAGCAGGGGGAGAAUAUAGGUGUAAAGCUGAAAACAGACUGCCCAGCCUUGCAAAAUAUAGUCAUCCCAUCACCAUGCCGUCAACAGAUGGAGACCGCUGUGCGUUAUGCCUGCAGCUACUGCUCCCAGUGUUAUUACUGGUGCUAUUUGUAAUAAUACUUCUGGCGUCUUGGAUACUGUGCAAGUACAAAGCAAGAAAAGCUGUAAGAGAUAAGGCAUGGAGAGACUAUGGAAAUACACCUAUGGAAGCUGGAAUAUAUGCAAAUGUCUGUGAAAAUCAAGCAGAUAAGGAGUCUGUGCCAGGCUUGGAACCAAGACAGUGUGUUUCCACAGCCCAAGAUGAAACCACACAGUCUCAGGAGAUACAUUAUGCCACCCCUGUGUUCCAGGGAGUGAAACCAAGAGAUCACGAAGCCUAUAAUGAUGAUAAAACUGUAUAUGUCUAUUCUGAACUCAACAUCUGACAUUUAAAGAUACAAACUACGCCUCAGGGAAAACUGGUCACAGGAUUUAGGAAUCACCCGGAUAAUCCAGGAUGACCUCAUCUCAAGAUCCUUAACUUAAUUUCAUCUGCAAAGACCCUUUUUC